AUGGAGAGAGUAACGGCGACAUGGAAGCCCAACGUUGAGAUUUCUCCGACCUGUCCUCGUUGCGGUUCAAUGAACACCAAAUUCUGUUACUACAACAAUUACAGUUUGACCCAACCUAGGUACUUCUGCAAAGGCUGUCGGAGGUACUGGACCAAAGGGGGUUCUCUCCGCAACGUUCCCGUCGGCGGCGGCUGCCGGAAGACCCGGAGAGCCAAAUCCUCGUCUAUUCGCGUUGUCUCCAAUCAUCGCCGAGGAGGGGUGUUUGGGAUCUCCGCCGCCGACAACAAUAAUCCCGCCGGAUCCACUACUAGUCCCGCCUCCGCCGCCGCCGGGACUAAUGGCCCCGCCCCCAACAUUGAUCUCGCCGCCGUUUAUGCGAACUUCAUGAAUCCUAAUCCUAAUCCUCAACCUCAACCCGCCCACAUCCCGGAAACUACACUGGCAAAUAAUGAUGAUGGCGGCGGCGGUGGCGCAGGUCCAUCGUUUGAAUUUUCCGGCUAUCCAGCCAUGUUGAACGUGGAUUAUUUCGUCCCCGAAGCCGCCAUGGCUCCUCAAGACGGCGGCUUCGUCGUCGACGAAUUUGGAAACAAUAAUAAUUCCGCGGCAGCGCUGUUUCAGGAACAAUUCUGCGGCGAAUCGUUGCCCCCAAUGCUCCCUCCUCAUGAAGAGUUAACAGCCUCGGAAGGGUGGCCCACCCACAAUUCCGACAUGAAUAUGAAUAUGAAUAUGAUGUUUCCAUUGCAUCACACAAUAAGUGCUCACCAUCAUGAACCAGAGCUACAAGGUUGUCCUAACCAUCACACCACUUCAAGUGCAAGUCUUUUCAGCAUCCCCACCACUUAUGAUUCCAUUUUCCGGCCUUAA
Molecule: messenger RNA, 864 nt
Organism: Ipomoea triloba (trilobed morning glory)
Lineage: Eukaryota; Viridiplantae; Streptophyta; Magnoliopsida; Solanales; Convolvulaceae
Product: dof zinc finger protein DOF5.3
Exons: 1
Coding region: 1-864 (287 amino acids)
Biological process (GO): regulation of DNA-templated transcription
Molecular function (GO): DNA-binding transcription factor activity; DNA binding
Source: RefSeq, a predicted model, not a curated record